AUGCCUGCAAAGAGAAAGUACACCAAAAAGACUGCAGCUACUAGUCAGGAGGCUUUCAUCGAAGCCGAUCAAACUACAGAUUCGCAAGCUCGAGAGAUGCGCACGAAGGCUCAGGAUUCAGACCUCCUAGCUCAGGGGAACCCUCCAAGGGAUAUGCCCCCGGCUGCACAUCCCCAGGCGCCAGCUCAAACUCCCCGCUCUUCUGAGACGGAUGUUGGCGGAGCUAUUCAGUUGCUCACUCAGUUGGUAGCUGCUCAAGCCCACGGUCAGGGGUCAUCAGGGUUCAACUCUAGGACUCAGGAAUUUUUGCGCAUGAAGCCCAAAGAGUUCACAGGAACAAACCCAGAUGCAGACCCUCAGAAUUUUAUCGAUGAGUUGCAGAAGAUUUUCAGGGUCAUGCAAGCUACAAAUAGGGAAGCAGUGGAUUUUGGUACCUUCCAACUCAAGGAUGUAGCUCACUUAUGGUAUGAGUCAUGGGAGAUAUCCCGUGGUGAGGAUGCUUCUCACGCUACUUGGGAGGAGUUCGAGACCGCCUUCAUUGACCAUUUUCUGCCAAAGAAACCUAGAGAGGCUAAAGCCUGGGAAUUUGAGCAUUUGAGACAGGAUAGCGUGAGUGUGACCGACUAUUAUGUCAAGUUCUCAUCACUGGCCAGGUAUGCUCCUCACAUGGUCAAAGACAUAAGAGCCCGAGUCCGGCGGUUUGUGUUGGGACUCAGUCUAGAGCUUUACGGUCCUGCAAAGAUAGCGGCCCAGAACAAAGACAUGACCAUCACUAAGAUGUUGACUUUUGUGAAAGAGAGUGGAGAUGAUCUGAAAAUAGCAGAAGAGAGACAUAAAGAACAAGAUAGAGAGUUCGCAAAACGAGCCAAGUCCACAAGCCAUUUCAGUCAGGGAGGUGAUGGCAGACUAUUUCAGAAAGGUAAAUCAGCAGGACCUGCCCAUUCUGCAGCCAGUGCCCUAGUCUCGGAAUUCAGGAAUGAUCAGAAGAACAAGAAUUCUGGAGCAACAGGCUCCCAAUCUCAGUCCAGCAUGGGUAACAAGGGUUUUCAACACCCCGUCUAUAGUAAGUGCAACAAAAGGCAUCCGGGAGUGUGUCGUUUAGGUAUGAAUGGUUGCUUCGGAUGUGGGCAGCCAGGGAACUUCUUGAGAGACUGCCCAUCAGUGAAGCAGGGCAGUGUAGCACAGUCCACUAGUUUAGCGGCCCCUCGUGCUUCUCAGGCUCAGUCAGGGCGCGGUGCGGCUAAGUCUGGUAACACAGGCCACAUGUAUGCUUUAGCCGGUCGUCAGGACACAGAGGCUCGAGCAAACGUAGUUACAGGUAUUCUAUCAGUCAUCAAUUUCAGUGUUUUUUCCCUUAUAGACCCAGACUCUACUCUUUCUUUCGUAACCCCUUUCAUUGCUAAAAAGUUUGGGGUAGAACCCAAAAAGUUGCAUGAACCUUAUGAAGUGUCCACUUUAGUUGGAGAAUUAGUUUUAGCCAGAUGCAUCUAUAGGGGUUGUCCAAUCAGAAUUUAUCAUCAUCUCACCACAACAGAUCUAGCAAAACUAGAAAUGGUAAACUUUGAUGUAAUCAUGGGCAUGGAUUGGUUAGCAUCUUGUUAUGCCACAGUAGAUUGUAGAGCCAAAACAAUUCAGUUCAGAUUUCCUAAUGAACUAGUCUUAGAGUGGAGUGGUGAUUCAGUAACAACCAGGGGUAGAUUUAUUUCCUAUCUUAGAGCAAAAAAAAUGAUCUCCAAGGGGUAUAUUAAACACUUAAUCCGAGUCAGGGAUGCAGAUGCCCAGAUUCUAACUCUCCAGUCAGUACUAGUUGUCAGUGAGUUUCUAGAGGUCUUUCCAGAUGACCUACCCGGAUUCCCUCCCGAUAGGGAAAUUGACUUUGGGAUUGACCUGUUUCCUGGCACUAAGCCGAUAUCUAUUCCGCUGUAUAGAAUGGCCCCAGCAGAGUUAAAAGUCCAGUUAAAAGAUUCUUGA
This is a messenger RNA of Lycium barbarum (goji berry), 1971 nucleotides long. RefSeq lists its product as uncharacterized. The coding region runs from base 1 to 1971 and encodes 656 amino acids. The transcript has a single exon. The record is from RefSeq and is a predicted model, not a curated record. NCBI's taxonomy places the organism in Eukaryota, Viridiplantae, Streptophyta, Magnoliopsida, Solanales, Solanaceae. Gene Ontology annotation, molecular function: zinc ion binding; nucleic acid binding.